GGAAGGGGCCGCGCUGGCCACGGGCGGGACUCGCCGCGGGAUCGUGGUGUCCACGCUGGCCGAGGGGCGUUUCUUCGCCGCCGGGGGCUUCGACGACAUCCUGUUCGCCUUCCCGGCGCAGGAGUGGCACCUGCCGGAAUGUGCCGCCCUGGCCCGGCGGCUCCAGGCCUUCCAACUGCUCGUGGACAGCCCCCGGGGCCUGGAGCUCCUGCGCCAGAACCCCCUUCCCGGCGGGAAGCGCUGGCUCGUGUGGCUCAAGCUGGACUGCGGGAACGGCAGGGCGGGAAUCCGCCCCACGGAUCCCGAGGCUCUGGAGCUGGCACGGGCCAUCGCCCGGGGGUGCCCGGAGGUGGUGACGCUGGCGGGGGUCUACGCCCACUGCGGGAACACCUACGGCUGCGGGGACAUCCCGGCCGUGCAGGACGUCGCCAGGGACACCACCAACGCCGUGCUGGCCUUUGUCACCAGGUCAGUCCCCGCGCCCGGCAGGGGCCGGAUCGGAUCGCGGCAUUUUGGGAGA
Molecule: messenger RNA, 520 nt
Organism: Corapipo altera (White-ruffed manakin)
Lineage: Eukaryota; Metazoa; Chordata; Aves; Passeriformes; Pipridae
Product: D-serine dehydratase-like
Exons: 2
Biological process (GO): D-serine catabolic process
Molecular function (GO): D-serine ammonia-lyase activity
Source: RefSeq, a predicted model, not a curated record